This is a messenger RNA of Anopheles maculipalpis, 1294 nucleotides long. RefSeq names its product selenide, water dikinase 2-like. Gene Ontology annotation, biological process: L-selenocysteine biosynthetic process. Gene Ontology annotation, molecular function: ATP binding; selenide, water dikinase activity. The transcript has 3 exons. The record is from RefSeq and is a predicted model, not a curated record. Gene Ontology annotation, cellular component: cytoplasm. Lineage: Eukaryota; Metazoa; Arthropoda; Insecta; Diptera; Culicidae.
AUGUUCAACCCGGAACGUUACGGGCUCAGUCCGGACUUCCGGCUAACAAAGUUCUCAACGCUGCGAGGGUGAGGUUCGAAGGUUCCUCAAGAUGUCCUAAACCGACUUCUUGCAGGAGUGUACGCAGAACAGUUAGGCGAUAAGGAUGUGAAGGAGAAGAAGCAGGAUACGGAGGACGGUGUUGGAAUAGGACUGGAUUCAUCUGUAAUAGCGCUUAAGCAUGACCUCUUUCUGGUACAAUCGGUCGAUUUCUUCUAUCCGCUUAUCGACGAUCCGUUUAUGCUGGGCAAAAUUGCGUUGGCCAACGUGGUAAGUGAUGUGUUUGCGGUCGGUGCAACGGAAAUCGAUCAGAUAAAGCUGAUCGUUACCGCGCCGACCGAAUUUACCGACAAGGAGCGUGAAGUAGUGGUGCCGAUGGUGAUGAAAGGAUUUUUGGAAGCUGCGAAAGAGUGCAAAGCACCGGUCAAGAUUGGCAGCAUCGCGGAAAACCCUUGGUGCAUUAUUGGUGGCGCUGCUACGGCUGUCUGUCAUCGGUCGGAGCUGAUAAUGCCAUACAACGCCGAAGAAGGUGAUGCGAUCGUCUUGACCAAACCACUAGGUACACAGCUGGCCACAAAUGCUUACAUCUGGAUGAACGAAAUGUCUGAAAACUGGACGCGUCUUCAGGAGCGUUUCAGUGGGGCAGAUAUUGAAGAAACAUAUCGUAUCGCAUUAGAAUCGAUGUCCCGACUGAACAAAACGGGAGCGGAAUUGAUGCGAAAGCACAACGCACACGCAGCCACAGACGUCACCGGUUUUGGCAUCUACGGACAUGCCGAGAAUUUGGCAUCGUUUCAGAAGGCCGAAGUAGAUUUCCAUCUUGACACGCUUCCCAUCAUCAAAAACGUACGGGAAAUAGCGGACAUACUUGGCCGGAGCACAAAACUAUUGGCUGGCAAGGCAGUAGAAACGAGCGGAGGGUUGUUAAUAUGUUUGCCAAGCAGUAGCGCGGACGCAUUCUGUGAAGAGUAUAAGCAUUGCACCAAACACGAGGCAUGGAUUGUAGGGCGCGUUGAAAAGGGUACGCGAGGUGUAAAGAUGAAUCCAAAUCCUAAAAUUUUAACCGUGGAAGAGUCGUAACAUCGCAUCUGAACAUAGACGACGACGGUGGUGACUUCAAGCGUAUGAAGCGAACUCCGGAAAGGCUGCAAAGGCUGAGGAAUUUGCGAAAGCUUUCUUGAACCAUCAUCCCAAGGUGUUAGUGUUUUGUGUGAUUUGAAUAAAGCAUGUAAUGCAAAUGUAAUCUUUGAAAAUA